CGUUGUUCAUAAUAGCAAUUUUUCUAAGUGUAUGCGUCAGAAAUUGACUGCAAUGAACACUUGCAGAACCUGUCUAAAAUCUCCAGCCAAUAAAAAUAUUUUAGAGCUAGGUAAAGAUAUAGAAGAAGAUAACACACAGAGCGUCGAUGUCUUGGCAUUUUGUUUAGAUAUAAAGGUUACAGAAGACUCUAAAAUAACAACUAAUUUAUGUUGCGACUGCUAUAGAAUAAUAAUAUCGUUUUACAAAUUUAAGACACUAUCCUUAAAAAAUGAUGCAUAUUUGAGAUCUCUGGAUGAUAUGCAGUUGAACGACCAAAAAAUUUCUUUUUAUAUGGACGAAAACGGCGUAAAACACGCAAAUUUCUUGGGGCCUGAUGAUUAUGGUUCAAAUUUAGUUGAUGAUGGCAACACAGAAAUUAGAACAGAUGUUAAAUAUGAAGAAACAUUUGGAGUUUGUCAAAUAUAUGAGAACCAUGGCACAAUAGAUGAAGAAACUCAAACAUAUGAGGACCAUGGCACAAUAGAUGAAGAAACAUUAAGAGAUACUCAAACAUAUGAGGACCAUGACACAAUAGAAGACUUCUUGUAUCCAGCAGUAUCCAUCAGUAGCCACCCAUCCCCACUUAUGGAUGAUGAUGAUGGAUGUAGAGACGGAGGAGAGCCAUCUAAGGCCAUCAAAGUAGAGGAUAUUAAAAGUAAAAAUGUGAAAAGGGCUAAUAGAAUAGCACCAAAAGGUAAAAAACGUAGCUCCAAGAAACCACGAAUCCGAACAGCAAAAAAGAAACAAGGCCUGAAAAAAGAUGGAAAGGUGUCGCAAGGGCCUCAUACCUGUGAGCAAUGUGGUGUAACCGUAAUUGACAUCAAGUCACACUCGUUGACUCACAAGUCAAAGGAUGAACGGAAAAAGCUGAAAUGCAAGGCCUGCCCUAAGCAGUUUGUUUCCAGAGGUGGUAGACGCAGACAUUUCAUCGUCCACCAUUUAGGUCGAAAGUCCAAGUGUGAUAUUUGUAAUGGAGAAUAUGUUAAUUUGGACACACACAUCAAGCAAGUGCACAAGAAGGAAGAACUACGAUUCGUGUGCGUGACGUGUGAGCGCCGCUUCGUGUCCCGGCCUGUGUUGGACGAACACAUGAACACGCACGCUGGGAUCGUAGAUAAACAAUUUGCAUGUGACCUCUGCCCCAAGAAGUAUGCGAUCAAGAAGUGUCUUGGUGACCAUAUAAAGCGAACCCAUGAACAAAAAAGAAAUUACCAGUGCGAAUACUGUACCAAAAGGUUCUUCGCCAAAACUGACUUCAUAAAUCAUUUAAGGAUGCACACAAAGGAGCGCCCAUUCGAGUGCGCGGAGUGCGGCAAAACCUUCACGUGGAGGAGGGGGCUGGUAUUGCACAUGCUCGUUCAUAGCGGUGCCAGGGACUACAAGUGUCAACUCUGCGACCAGCGCUGCAGAACAGCUUCCGAGCUAAAGAUCCACAUGAUCACACACACGAAGGAGAAGCGUCACUCGUGUCAGUACUGCGGCAAGCGCUUCGGGCGCGCCGACUCCUGCCGGAGACACGAGGCCGGCCAUCAGAAAUAACCUGCAGCUGCUGCCCACUGAACACCCCAUUUAUAUAGUUAUACCAAAGAUAUCUCCGUAAUAGAUGGAUACAGUCUAAGGAAAAAACGUGCCUCGAAAAUUAAGAAAAUUUGAUUCUCGAUUCGCGCAAAUACCUUUGGCCUACUCUCGAAUAGAUGGCGACUGGCGUUGACGGUUUCGUUUGUGUUUAACAAUUUUAACGCAUAUCAGUGAAAGAACAUGGGUCAAAAUGAGGGCUAACGCGUAUGAAUUCGCCGCUAGGGGCGCUAGUGUAGAUGGUGGUCUUUUCCAUAGUUCGAAAUGUCAAAUGUCACUUGUCACUUCAAUGACUGACAGCUGUUCUUUAGUCUUUUGGACCACCAUCAACAGAGGUGCCAACUGGUGAGCAAAAAAACGAUAGCCCUCAUUAUAUAAAAAUAAUUGAUGCAAAUAAAAUAAAAAACUUUUAUCCUUAUAUAAAUUCAUUUUUAGGGUUCCGUACCCAAAGGGUAAAAACGGGACCCUAUUACUAAGACUCCACUGUCCGUCUGUCUGUCACCAGGCUGUAUCUCAUGAACCGUGACAGCUAGACAGUUGAAAUUUUCACGGAUGAUGUAUUUCUGUUGCCACUAUAACAACAAAUAAUAAAAAGUACGGAACCCUCGGUGCGCGAGUCCGACUCGCACUUGGCCGGUUUUUAUUUUUAGUUUUAAUCGUGUGUCGAUAGAUGGCAGUGAAUUUACUGUGGCUACAAAAUUUACUAUGACAGUACCACUCUAUCCUAUUAUAUCCUCUUUGGUUAUACCAAAGAGAAUUGAGUGUAGAGGCGUAUUGUUAAGCUAAAUUUUCUGACAUCUUUCUACACGGGACUAAAACUCUUAGAAUGACAUAUUGGCUAUUUGACCCAUGUUCUUUCACGGAUAUGUGUUAUGUUAAUUAUUUGUUGAACUACUCGAGUAUAGGCCAAAGGUAUCGCCAUCUAUUCGAGCAUAAAUUUUUCUUGAUUUUUCGAGGCACGUUUUUUUCUUAGUUUUUAUUUAUCUUAUACACUUAACCUUUUCGACGCCGUGUCAAACACAAAAGCUGUCACUCGGACGCCACGGCACCGAAGUGUCAAAACUGAAAUUGAACUUUAUACACAUGCACGUAGGUCUAUGUUGUUCUGUGGUCUUUGACCGAUUAAUCCGUCUUUGGCGUUGGACCUGCGGUGCCGAUAUAUCCGUCAUUGGCGUCCAAAAGGUUAAUAGAUCUUUGGUUAUAUACUAUACGGCUCAAAAUCGGAUGGCUAUUUUGAGACACAGUGCAGUUUUAUAUCGUCGAUACAGUUAAGAUUUAUUAGAAAUAAAACCUUAGAAUUAGAACGUUUUAUUUAUAAAACAUAGGUAGAUAAGUACACAAUAGGUAUUCUUAGGUUUACACAUUAUAACACUUUUUUUGCCGGUUGGCAUACAAAUUAAUAUUAAUAUUCGACACAAUGUAAUUGUUAAAAAUUAAAUAAAUAAAAUGUCAAAGAUCAAAAUCAAAUUCAAUAAUACAAAUGUUGUAAGAUAAUUAAUUAAAAUAUAUCAUUCAUUCAUUCAUUUAUUUCUUUAUAAGACAUAGUUUUACAUGUCAAACACAGUAUUUAAUAUUUACAACUAUUUAUAUCUAAGUUACAUAACAAAACACAUCAGUAGGUAUAAGAUAAUUAUGUCAGGUAGGUACAAUUAUUAUUUAAAAUUUAUUAAUCAUUGGUCAUGAUUAUAUUAAUAUCUUAUUUGUCAUAUUCAUCUAGAUAUUCUUGUAAGCUCAGAUGCUCAGUAAUUUGGAGGCCGUUUAGUUAGAUUCCUUUAAGUAAUUAUAUUGGAAGCUUCCUUAUAGCAAAAUUUUAUAACUAAUUAUUCUUGCGAUUCACCCAUCAAUGUACCGUAAUAAUGGUAAUUAUUAUAAUAAAGUUUGUUUAUGGAU
Cydia strobilella is the source of this 3505-nucleotide messenger RNA. RefSeq names its product zinc finger protein 1 homolog. Gene Ontology annotation, biological process: regulation of transcription by RNA polymerase II. Gene Ontology annotation, molecular function: DNA-binding transcription factor activity, RNA polymerase II-specific; zinc ion binding; RNA polymerase II cis-regulatory region sequence-specific DNA binding. NCBI's taxonomy places the organism in Eukaryota, Metazoa, Arthropoda, Insecta, Lepidoptera, Tortricidae. The transcript is spliced from 7 exons. The record is from RefSeq and is a predicted model, not a curated record. Gene Ontology annotation, cellular component: nucleus. The coding region runs from base 32 to 1579 and encodes 515 amino acids.